CACGUGAUGGAGGACCGAAAGAUGGAGGACCGGAGGAUGAACGGAGCUCCGUCCCGGUCGUGAUGAACCCGUUGUACGGCUCCGGUUCUCCCCGACACGAGGAGCCGUGGGCCCGCUUCUCCUCGUGGCUCGAGUGCGUGUGUGUCGUCACCUUCGACCUGGAGCUCGGACAAGCCAUAGAGCUGGUGUAUCCUCAGGAUGUGAAGCUCACCGAGAAGGAGAAAACCAGCAUCUGCUACCUGUCCUUCCCUGACUCGUACUCAGGAUGCAUUGGGGACACGCAGUUCAGCUUCAGGUUACGUCAGUCGGUCGGUCGGUCUUCGAGGUUCAGAGAAGAUGUUUACAACAGAGAGGCUCCGCCCACUCUCCAGACUGAAGCAUCACAUUUCUUUGGUUACGUCUAUUUCAGACAAGUGAAGGAUGUUUCUGUGAAGAGAGGAUACUUCCAGAAGUCUCUGGUGUUGGUGUCCAGGUUACCGUACACUCACCUGUUCCACUCGCUGCUGCAGAUCGUUGCACCUGAGUUCUUUGAGAAACUGGAGCCCUGUCUGGAAGCAGUGUGUAACGGGGUCGACCAAUGGCCUCCACCUGUACCUGGACUGACCCUCAACCUGCCUGUGAUGGGCGUAGUCUUACAGGUUCGGAUUCCUUCAAAAACAGACAAACCAGGAGGAAGUCCAGUCAGACAAGCUGCUGGAGAGAACCUCCUGCCGACUCCGACUCUGCUGCCAACCAUCCACGAACUGGACCUCUUCAAGUGUUUCCAAUCGGUCCUGAUCCACCUGCAGAUGUUCUGGGAGCUCAUGUUGCUAGGGGAACCGGUGGUCGUCAUGGCGCCGUCUCCCGCUGUCUCCUCGGAAACCGUGCUGGCUCUCGUCAGCUCCAUCAGUCCUCUGAAGUUCUGCUGCGACUUCCGUCCGUACUUCACGAUCCACGACAACGAGUUCAGAGAGUUCACCACCAGGACGCAGGCCCCGCCUAACGUGGUUCUUGGAGUCACUAAUCCGUUCUUCAUCAAGACUUUUCAGAACUGGCCUCACGUCGUCCGACUGGGAGAAAUCAAGAUGGCGGGUGAUUUACCUAAACAGGUGAAGGUGAAGAAACUGUCCAAACUGAAAACACUAGACACUAAACCAGGAAUCUACACGGCGUUCAAGACGUUUCUACACAAAGACAAGAUUCUUAUUAAGAGACUAUUGAAGGGAAUUCAGAGGAAAAGACCGUCAGAGGUUCAGAGCGCCAUCUUAAGGCGACACCUGUUGGAGCUCACCCAGAGCUUCAUCAUACCGCUGGAGCGCUACAUGGCGAGCCUCAUGCCUCUGCAGAGGUCGGUGACGCCGUGGAAGACUCCUCCCCAGGUUCGACCCUUCAGUCAGGACGAGUUCAUGUCCACUCUGGAUCACGCCGGGCCUCAGCUAACCUCGGUGCUCAAAGGUGAUUGGAUGGGACUGUACAGGAAGUUCUUCAGGUCUCCUAACUUUGACGGCUGGUAUCGUCAUCGACACAAAGAGAUGACGCAGAAACUGGAGAGUCUUCACCUUGAGGUCAUCUGUGACGCUGUGAGUCAGUUCAUCUCAUCAGACACACUGUUACUGUGAACCUCUGGGGACCACUG
Anarrhichthys ocellatus (wolf-eel) is the source of this 1615-nucleotide messenger RNA. It is a transcript of the gene dennd6b, whose product is annotated as DENN/MADD domain containing 6B. NCBI's taxonomy places the organism in Eukaryota, Metazoa, Chordata, Actinopteri, Perciformes, Anarhichadidae. The transcript is spliced from 18 exons. Bases 63 to 1598 code for a protein of 511 amino acids. The record is from RefSeq and is a predicted model, not a curated record. Gene Ontology annotation, cellular component: recycling endosome. Gene Ontology annotation, molecular function: guanyl-nucleotide exchange factor activity.